Pseudophryne corroboree (corroboree frog) is the source of this 3794-nucleotide messenger RNA. It is a transcript of the gene SLC24A2, whose product is annotated as solute carrier family 24 member 2. Gene Ontology annotation, biological process: calcium ion transmembrane transport; intracellular calcium ion homeostasis. Gene Ontology annotation, cellular component: plasma membrane. The transcript is spliced from 12 exons. Lineage: Eukaryota; Metazoa; Chordata; Amphibia; Anura; Myobatrachidae. Gene Ontology annotation, molecular function: calcium, potassium:sodium antiporter activity; calcium channel activity. The coding region runs from base 811 to 2925 and encodes 704 amino acids. The record is from RefSeq and is a predicted model, not a curated record.
AGGGGGAUCCACAGGCAGACCACUUGCUGCUUUAUCAGAGUCCUGCCGUACAAGGAAAUAUAUACUGUAUAUAGAUCACCAUCUCUCAGCCUGGCAGACACCACACCUGACUAGACACACUUCUUCUUUGUAGCCCAAUGAUAAUGUAACAUCGCAUGACCUUCAGUUUAUCACAUCCUAGUAAAUUCCAUUGUAGAAUAUAUGUACGGAAUAUAUGUAUAUAUGCAAGUAUCACUGUAGCCCUAUUACUGUAUGUUGCGUUAUCUGCAGCAGGAACCGAACAUGUGGCAGAGGGAUGAGUCGGGAGAGUCUGGACCAUAUGCAGAGUGGAUGGAGAGUGUGCCACAGAGGGGAGGGGAGGAUGUUCUAUAAUCAGGCUGGGAGCUGGGCACACAGGAAUAGGAGAGAGGAGGAGGGUGUGGCAGAGGGAGGCAGGCAGGAGCAGUACACAGAGAUUCCCUGUGUAUGAAGCUGCUGAUGCUGAUGCUGCUCUCUCUCUCCCUCCCGGCUGUGUGACUGUGCUGAGCUGCUGGCAGCAGGUCUCCCCCCGGUGACAGCAGUGCCUGAGCAGGAAAGGAUGAGCAGCCCACCACCACACUGGCACACCUUUCUGCUGUAACUUUAUACAGUAAUCAUCACCUCCACCUGACAGACAUCAGCCGCUGCAUUGAUGAAGAACGUUCUGUGCAAGAAUAAGCCUGUACAUCUCUUAAGAGCCCCUAACGCAUAGUGGGAACAGAAAAGCAUGCCAGUGCAUUGGAUUCUAUUCUAUUUCUAAGUGCUAACAUUUUGUAUCUUGAAGAAAACAAAAUGGGCCUUCAUAUAAAAUCUGCUGGCGACGUCGUUGAAAGCUGGUGUUUGGUGAAAACAUCGCCUCGCCACAACCAGAAGCAUCCUUUUGUCCACAAGAAACUGAGACUUAUUCGAAUACUGGGUCUGUUCCUCAGCAUAACAGCCAUAAGCACUAUGUCCACUUCAAUUGGUGCCUUUUUAAAGACAGAACUUUACAGCAAUGAAAUGAUCAGUGCUACAGACAGCCAUACUCUACUGCAGCGGCAUCAACGAAAUCUGAUGGAGUUUGCAGAACAAAACCAGAAUGAUACCCCAGGAUCUACUAUUUCCAUGAACUACAGAGCAGGAAACAAAUCAGUUUCCAAGGGUGAAUACCCACACGAUAUUUUUUCUUUAGAAGACAGAAAGAGGGGUGCUGUCGUGCUCCAUAUAUUUGGAAUGAUUUAUAUGUUCAUAGCAUUAGCUGUAGUUUGUGAUGAAUUUUUUGUUCCUUCGUUAACAGUUAUCACUGAAAAACUCAUGAUCUCUGACGAUGUGGCAGGGGCGACCUUUAUGGCUGCUGGGGGAUCUGCCCCAGAACUGUUUACUUCAUUAAUAGGAGUAUUUAUAUCUCAUAGCAAUGUUGGUAUUGGGACCAUCGUUGGAUCAGCAGUAUUCAAUAUCCUCUUUGUGAUUGGCAUGUGUGCUAUAUUUUCGAAGGAGGUAUUAAAUCUCACCUGGUGGCCACUGUUUCGAGAUGUGUCAUUUUAUAUUCUGGGAUUGAUUAUGCUCAUAAGCUUUUUUUUGGACAAUAUGAUCCUCUGGUAUGAAAGCCUCCUGCUCCUCAUGGCGUACUUAACCUAUGUUACGUUUAUGAAGUUCAAUGUUCAAGUGGAAAGCUGGGUGAAGAGCUUACUGAACAGGAACAAGGUUGUCAAGGUAUCGUCAGCGACUUCUGAUGGGAAGGAGCAAAGAGAGCAACCCAACAUUCUUGUACAUCAAGAAGAAUCAAGGACUCCACAAGAGCAUGAGGGAGUAGCCAUGGACAUUCGACAUGGAGAUGUGAAUGAAACUGCAGGUUUAAAUGAGACUUGGACUGAGACAAUUGCUUUCCCAAAUAAGACAAAACCGAGAUUACAGCGAGGUGGCAGCUCAGCGUCACUACAUAACAGUCUUAUGAGGAACAGUAUCUUCCAGCUAAUGAUACACACACUCGAUCCUCUCUCAGAAGAACUUGGAGCAUAUGGAAAACUAAAAUAUUAUGACACUAUGAAUGAAGAAGGGAGAUUCAAAGAGAAGGCUUCGAUUUUGCAUAAGAUGGCAAAAAAGAAGUGUCAGGUGGAGGACAGCGAGAGACUAAACGGCGCUGCCAGCUAUGUAGAGAAAAUUGAUCUUCCAAACACUUCUAAUGUUGAGGUUGAGGUGACACCACCCAACGAAUCUACUGAUCCAGUUCAAAAUGGGAAUGUUGCUUACAGCAUUGAAGCCGCAGAAACACAGAUGACAAAUGGAGCAGAGGUUUCUGAGGAAGAUGAGCAUCCUCUUAACUUAUCAUGGCCUACUAAGAAGCGUAAGAGAGCAGUGUACCUUGCUGUGCUACCAAUAGUAUUCCCCUUAUGGAUCACCUUACCUGAUGUCCGCAAGCCAACUUCAAGAAAAUUUUUCCCUAUUACAUUUUUGGGAUCGAUCACAUGGAUUGCAAUUUUUUCAUAUUUAAUGGUCUGGUGGGCACAUCAGGUAGGAGAGACUAUUGGCAUUACGGAAGAAGUUAUGGGGCUCACAAUAUUAGCUGCCGGCACCUCUAUUCCUGACCUCAUAACUAGCGUAAUUGUUGCACGCAAAGGCCUGGGAGACAUGGCAGUAUCUAGCUCAGUAGGAAGUAACAUUUUUGACAUCACAGUUGGUCUCCCUGUGCCCUGGCUGCUCUAUUCCAUGUUUAACCACAUGAAACCUGUGACAGUCAGCAGCAAUGGCCUGUUCUGUGCGAUUAUCCUCCUUUUCAUAAUGCUGCUGUUCGUUAUAGUUUCCAUUGCUAUGUGCAGGUGGAGGAUGAACAAGAUCUUGGGCUGUAUGAUGUUUGGUCUCUACAUGGUUUUCCUGGUUCUCAGCGUUCUCCUUGAGAAUCGUAUCAUCCAGUGUCCAGCUUCUGUUUAGACUUGAAAUAAAUAUAGUGAAACAGAUGCUUCUGAAGAUAAAAGGCAGGUGCUUGUCUUUACCGUCAGAAGGUCAAAAGCAUUUCCAGCGAGUGCACUGACGUAAUUCCCUCAGCGGUUAUAAGAUCAACUUGUGGUUCUUUUAUUGGAGAUUUUAGAAGCUAUACAAACUGUUAUUGUACAUUUUCUAAUGCACGUUGUAUUCCUCUAUUACUCUCUUUGCAUAUGAGUUACAUAUAUAUAUAUUAAUAUGCAGGAUAUACUCAAUAAAGAGAGAUAUUAGAUAAAAACAAAAUCUACUUAUAUAAACUAAUAAAAGUAAUAUCAACUCAUUGGGAUUCAUAUGUGUCAAGUAGGUUUGAAUAGAGUGAGUGUAUCAUUCCCUCACUGUGGAUGUAUUUCAACACUUUUCUGCCUUUAGUGUAGUCUGAAAGGAUUGUUGUGGAACAAGAGAUAUAUUUAACUCCACUCUUUAGUAUAGAAACCACUUGUGCAAUGAAUAUAAUGAAAAUGUAGCAAUCUGGGUUCAGGGUAUGAAAUAUACACGAGAGAUUUAGGUUUGCUGCACACUGUACGGUAUCCUAUGUUUUUACUUACAAUAUAUUUAUUGAUGGCAGUAUUGAAGCACUUCACAUAGAAGAAUCAUAUGGGUGUAAUGUGUUCCAGCCAAGAAGUGCUUACGUUUAAAUUUGGUCAUAAAUGGAUGCUUAAAGAUGACUAAAUAGCAUAACAGGCAUAUGUUCAAGAACUCCUGUCACUCAGUUGCUUGAAUUAAUGUUCCAGGUCGGAAAAAAAAAGUUUGUUGACCUGUUCUGAUUGCAAAGGUGAAGAAUAUUUAUGGCAAAAAAAUAAAGAAAUUUAAAGGAAUAA